Lachancea thermotolerans CBS 6340 is the source of this 546-nucleotide messenger RNA. RefSeq names its product ribosome biosynthesis protein NIP7 (gene NIP7). The transcript has a single exon. The record is from RefSeq and is a predicted model, not a curated record. Lineage: Eukaryota; Fungi; Ascomycota; Saccharomycetes; Saccharomycetales; Saccharomycetaceae. Gene Ontology annotation, molecular function: RNA binding. Gene Ontology annotation, biological process: ribosome assembly; ribosomal large subunit biogenesis. The coding region runs from base 1 to 546 and encodes 181 amino acids. Gene Ontology annotation, cellular component: nucleolus; nucleus; preribosome, large subunit precursor.
AUGAGACAACUCACCGAGGAUGAGACUAAAGUAGUUUUCGAGAAGCUCGCCGGUUACAUUGGCAGAAAUAUCAAGUUUUUGGUCGAUAACAAAGAUCAGCCAUUUGUAUUCAGAUUGCAAAAAGACAGAGUCUACUACGUUCCGGAGCACAUUGCCAAGCUUGCUACCUCAGUGGCAAGGCCCAACCUAAUGUCGGUGGGUUUGUGUUUGGGCAAGUUCACCAAGACUGGCAAAUUCAGACUACAUAUCACAGCGUUGACGAUCCUAGCGCAACAUGCCAAGUACAAGAUUUGGAUUAAGCCCAACGGGGAGAUGCCUUUCCUUUACGGCAACCAUGUUUUGAAAGCGCAUGUUGGCAAGAUGUCGGAAGAUAUUCCCGAACACGCAGGGGUCAUCGUAUUUUCUAUGCAUGACGUGCCCCUGGGUUUCGGUGUGAGCUCUAAGAGCACAUCUGAAUCAAGAGACGUACAGCCCACAGGUAUUGUGGCCUUCAGACAAGCGGAUAUCGGCGAAUACCUGAGGGACGAGGACACUUUGUUUACCUGA